AGGAGGGACCCAGGGACACUGGGGCCGGGCUGGGUGGCCGCCAGGCCCAGAGCUUACCGCGCCCCCUCCCAGGGCGAGAGACCAGCCUGUGGGCAAGCUUGACGGAGGGGUGACAGACAGCCUCCCCGGAUCUGGGCCCUGGGGGUGGGAGUUCAGGCAUAGGGCUAUUUGGGGGCUGCCAGUGGGCUGAGGAAAGGAGCCUUGAGGUGGGGUGGCAUGCCCAAGCCCCUUGCCCUGCCCUCUUCACUGGGGGUGGGGCCCUUAUCAAGCAGAGACGUCACCAUUUGGUAUCAAAUGCCAAAGUCUAAGCCAGGACCAUCUGCUGUGACCCCAAUGACACCUGAUAGGAGAGGUCCCCGGGUUCCCCGCUCCUAGCUACUUCCGGCCCUCGCCUCAGCACUGCCACCCACCAGGCCUUCUUCUAGCCAGGACCAGCGAGGGAGCUAGGCAGCCAGGGUCCCCUCAGCUCUGCCCCUUGAAACUGGACUGGGCUUGCCUGACAGCCGUCUAAGAUCCAGGCUUGGGCCUGGGUCUGUCCCUGCCCGAAAUCCAUGCCGAAUUCCCUCACCGGUGGCCAGGUCCCCCCUCCUACUCUGGACACGGUUGGCCUGGUGGACCGGAGUCUUGGAAAUGCAGGGACCUCCAGUUCUGCCCUCGUCUUGGAAGAGGGGCCCGUGGACCCCUGGGCCCUUCCUGAGCUGAAGGACACUGGCCAGUCCUGGAAAGAGCUCAGCGUGGCCGGCAGGGUGCGCCGCGUGACCAUCGGCUUCCUCAAGGCCUGCGGGCUCCUGGGCAACCUCUACCUCUUCAUCUGCUCCCUGGACAUCCUCAGCUCUGCCUUCCAGCUGCUGGGUAGCAAAGUGGCCGGAGACAUCUUCAAGGACAGUGUGGUGCUCUCCAACCCGGUGGCUGGCCUAGUCAUCGGCGUGCUGGUCACAGUUCUCGUGCAGAGCUCCAGCACGUCCUCCUCCAUCGUGGUCAGCAUGGUGGCCUCCAAGCUGCUGACUGUCCGGGCCUCUGUGCCUAUCAUCAUGGGUGUCAACGUGGGCACGUCCAUCACCAGCACCCUGGUCUCUAUGGCACAGUCGGGGGACCGGGAUGAGUUUCGGAGGGCCUUCGCGGGCUCCGCAGUGCAUGGCAUCUUCAACUGGCUCACGGUGCUGAUACUGCUGCCUCUGGAGAGCGCCGUAUCCCCGCUGGAGAGGCUCAGUGCCCUGGCCCUGGAUGUCACCAGCCUGCAGGCGGGGGUGCACGCACCCGACAUCCUCAAGGUGCUGACACAGCCGCUCACACACCUCAUUGUGCAGCUGGACAACGAUGUCAUUGUUAGCAGCGCCACAGGCAACGCCACCAACAGCAGCCUCAUUAAGCGAUGGUGCGGCACAAGGGUCCAGACGACCACAGGAAACAGCAGUAAUUGUGGAGUGGACGCCCUUGGCCCCUGCCCGGGAAGGAACGGCUCAGCCACCACGGAGCAACUGCCCUGCCACCACCUGUUCGUGGGCACGGCGCUCACGGACCUGGCUGUGGGCUUCAUCCUGCUGGCGGCCUCCUUGCUCGUCCUCUGCACCUGCCUGGUCCUCAUCGUCAAGCUGCUCAACUCCGUGCUUCGUGGCCGCAUUGCCCAGGCCGUGAGGAUGGUCAUCAACGCUGACUUCCCCUUCCCGUUUGGCUGGCUCAGCGGCUACCUGGCCAUCUUGGUGGGUGCUGGCCUCACCUUUGUGCUCCAAAGCAGCAGCGUCUUCACAGCGGCCAUCGUGCCACUCCUGGGGGUCGGGGUGAUCAGCCUGGAGCGGGUGUACCCCCUCUUACUGGGCUCCAACAUUGGCACCACCACCACAGCCUUGCUGGCCGCCCUGGCCAGCCCCUCAAACACGCUGCUCAGUGCCAUCCAGGUUGCCCUCAUCCACUUCUUUUUCAACCUGGCUGGCAUUCUGCUGUGGUACGUGGUGCCUGUCCUGCGGCUGCCCAUCCCGAUGGCCAAGCGCUUUGGGGACCUGACCGCCCGCUACCGCUGGGUGGCCAUCGCCUAUCUACUCCUCAGCUUCCUGCUGCUGCCACUGGCUGCCUUUGGGCUCUCCCUGGCGGGGGACACGGUGCUGGCUGCAGUCGGGGGGCCCCUGGUGGCAUUGGUGCUUCUCCUUAUCCUGGUCAACGUCCUGCAGAGGCAUCGGCCAGCCUGGCUGCCUCGCCCUCUGCGGUCCUGGGCCUGGCUCCCCCUCUGGCUCCACUCUCUGGAGCCCUGGGACCGCCUGCUGAGCCGCUGUUGCCCCUGCAGGGCCUGCAGCACCCCUCAGGCCACCGUCAAGGAGGCCCACUGCUACGAGAACCCCAACAUCCUGGCCUCCCAGCAGUUGUGAGGGUGGGUGCCCCCCACUGACCUCUGGGUACCCUGGGAGAUCCAGGUUGCAGUGGACUUCUGAGUCACCUGGCUUGCUUUCUUUGCAAAUAAAUGAGGCUGUGACCCAAA
This is a messenger RNA of Rhinolophus ferrumequinum (greater horseshoe bat), 2470 nucleotides long. RefSeq names its product solute carrier family 34 member 3 (gene SLC34A3). The coding region runs from base 552 to 2360 and encodes 602 amino acids. NCBI's taxonomy places the organism in Eukaryota, Metazoa, Chordata, Mammalia, Chiroptera, Rhinolophidae. Gene Ontology annotation, cellular component: brush border; apical plasma membrane; vesicle. The transcript has 13 exons. Gene Ontology annotation, biological process: intracellular phosphate ion homeostasis; sodium-dependent phosphate transport. The record is from RefSeq and is a predicted model, not a curated record. Gene Ontology annotation, molecular function: sodium:phosphate symporter activity.